GCUAAACAGAAUACUGAAUCAUUCAGCCUGUUCAAGCGGCCAGCGGUGCACGUAUCCAAACGUUGCUAUUUUUAAUCUAUAUCUUUUUUAAUCUGUGUCAUAGCGUCUUUGGCGGGAUUCAACGAAAAAAUUGUUGCCCAGCGCUCUGAAGUCUACGUCUAAGGCCCCAGAAAUCACGUCGAGAAAAGUGUCUUACAAGGCAAAAACGUUGUUCGAGAAUGGAAUCACAUGAGAAGAACGUGUUCACAGUGGGGCACGACCUGAGCCCCACGACCACUGAUAUCGUUGAAAUGAAACCAGCAGUGAACGGCGUGGAAGCUGGUCCAACGAAGAAGCUGAAAGACCUGGACGAUCUCCUGCCAUAUGUGGGAGACUUCGGCUGGUACCAGCGCAUACUGUUCCUGCUGAUGAUACCUUACUCCUUCUUCUUCGCGUUCGUGUACUUUGGACAGAUAUUCAUGACCCUGGUGCCUGAAGAACAUUGGUGUUACGUACCGGAGCUGGGGAAUUUGAGUGUGGAGGAAAGACGUCAUCUUUCAAUUCCAUUUGUCGACGGAAAAUAUGACAAAUGCUCCGUAUACGACGUGAACUGGACAUCCGUACUCCAGAAUGGAACCUUGACUCCAAACCCAGAGUGGACCGUGAAGAAAUGUGAACACAAAUGGGAAUUCAACUAUUCUGAUGUCCCAUAUGAAACUAUUGCAUCUCAGCAAGGAUGGGUGUGCGACAAAGAUGACUAUCCAGCGACUGCUCAAGCUAUUUUCUUCUGUGGAGGCAUAGCAGGAGGGUUCAUUUUCGGAUGGGUGGCUGAUAAAUAUGGAAGACUACCAGCUUUGAUUGGUGCGAAUUUGGCCGGCUUUGUAGGCGGUUUGGGAUCAGUAUUUACAAACGCUUUCUGGUCAUUCUGUAUCUGCCGGUUCAUUGUCGGACUGGCGUACGACAACUGUUUCAUCAUUAUGUAUAUUGUUGUGCUGGAAUACGUAGGCUUAAAAUGGAGGACAUUCGUCGCCAACAUGUCGAUUGCCGUCUACUUCACAUUCGCUGCCUGCCUUCUACCCUGGAUCGCUCUGGCUGUGAAUGAUUGGAAGAUCUAUACCCUCAUCAUCAGUGUUCCUCUGGCAUUAGCUGUUCUCACUCCUUGUGUGGUUCCUGAGAGUGCGAGAUGGUUAAUAGCUCAAGGACGUAUCGAUGAAGCUAUCAAAAUUAUGCAGAAAUGUGAGCGAAUCAACAAGAAGAAGAUACCAACCGAAGUUAUUGAGGAAUUCAGGGUAACAGCAACAGAAAUAGCGAAGCAAGAACAGGAAUGCAAGAACUACAGCGUUCUAGAUCUGCUGAAGACUCCUCGUCUGCGGCGCCACAGCAUUCUCCUGGUCAUCAUUUGGAUGUCCAUCGCCAUGGUCUUCGAUGGCCACGUCAGGAACGUCGGCUCCUUGGGGCUGGACAUCUUCAAGACCUUCACUGUUGCCACGUUCACGGAGUUCCCUGCUGAUGUCCUACUGAUCCUGAUUUUGGAUAUUAUCGGACGUCGUUGGCUAGCAUUCAGUACGAUGGUGAUCAGUGGAAUAUUCAGUUUCCUAGCUUGCACUGCACCUGUUGGUAUAGCCUCAGCCUCCCUAGCAAUAGUAGGCCGCUUUGCAGUGAACAUUUCAUUCAACAUCGGAAUGCAAUAUGCAGCAGAGUUGCUCCCCACAGUGGUGCGGGCGCAGGGCAUCGCCCUCAUUCAUAUCAGUGGAUACGUCGCUACUAUACUCACACCGUACAUCGUUUAUAUGGCCACCAUAGCAAGAGAGAUUCCCCUACUGAUUCUGGGUGCUCUAGGCAUAUUCGGAGGCUUCCUAUGCCUGUUCCUGCCUGAAUCUAUGGGCAAGGAGAUGCCUCAGACUAUCCAGGAUGGUGAGAACUACGGUCUGGACCAGAAGUUCUGGGACUUUCCAUGUUGCAACAGAAAGAAGAACAAAGAAGUAAAGAACGAGACACGAUAUUGAGAAUGUGAAAUAUCCAUCGUCUGUAGAAGACACAUAAUUAUGACUUAAUUUAAACCACAUGUACAUAGAGCUGUUCACACAUAAUUG
Messenger RNA from Spodoptera frugiperda (fall armyworm), 2072 nucleotides. Its product is annotated as carcinine transporter. NCBI's taxonomy places the organism in Eukaryota, Metazoa, Arthropoda, Insecta, Lepidoptera, Noctuidae. The record is from RefSeq and is a predicted model, not a curated record. Bases 219 to 1985 code for a protein of 588 amino acids. Gene Ontology annotation, molecular function: transmembrane transporter activity. Gene Ontology annotation, biological process: transmembrane transport. Gene Ontology annotation, cellular component: membrane. The transcript is spliced from 13 exons.